Molecule: messenger RNA, 1354 nt
Organism: Gadus morhua (Atlantic cod)
Lineage: Eukaryota; Metazoa; Chordata; Actinopteri; Gadiformes; Gadidae
Gene: arl6ip4
Product: ADP-ribosylation factor-like 6 interacting protein 4
Exons: 5
Coding region: 134-868 (244 amino acids)
Source: RefSeq, a predicted model, not a curated record
AAGCUGUUCUUGCGGAAAUAAUAAGCAAGCGGACACAUCCGCUAAACACAAAGCUGGCGGCGCUGAGUUUACACACGUUUGAAAUUUAAACCUUUUAUCCAUCUUAUGUUUUGGAAGCAUUUUUAAGUAAACGAUGGACCGCGGUUCGAUUGAACAGCUGGCAGAAGGAUCUUCCAUCCCCGGGAGGAAGAGGAAAGAAGACAAAAAGAAGAGCAGGAAGAGGUCCUCUUCCUCGUCGUCCUCCUCAUCCAGUUCCUCCAGCAGAAGCCGGAGUCCUAAAUCCUCCAAAUCGACUUCUCGCAAAAGCCAAGAUACUAAAACCAAAAAGAAAAGAAAACGAAGUUCCUCGUCAUCCUCGUCGUCCAGUUCAUCAUCCUCCUCAACUUCAAGUGAUGAAAAAGCGAAGCGGAAGAAAAAGAAGGCGAAAAAGAGGAAGCUGAAAAAAGAAAAGGCAAAGCUCAAAAAGCUAAAGAAGAAGGAGAAGAAGAAGGAAAAGAAAUUGGCCAAAAAAUUGGCCAAGAAGACGGAGGCUCCCAUCCCGCCCCCACCGGUGGCGGUGGAGGUGGUCCCGUCCUUCCUUGAGACCUGGCAGAGCGACGACGCAGCGGCGGAACUCGGGCCUGUGAUGACGGAUGAGCAGAAGGCCCGGCUGUCCACAAAGAGGCCCCUGACCAAGGAGGAGUACGAGGCCCGACAGAGCAUCAUCCGCAGGGUGGUGGACCACGAGUCAGGGCGCACCAGACUGGUGAGGGGAGAAGGGGAGAUCAUCGAGGAGAUGGUCACUAAGGAGAAACACAAAGAGAUCAAUAAGCAAUCGACCAAGGGAGACGGAAACGCCUUCCAGAAGAAGAUGGGCCUCAACAGGUAGACAGGAGGCCACGGGCUGAAGGCACUUCAAGAGGGCUGCCUCCCAAGCUGAUAUAGUUGUUGAAGUGUGGGGAGAAGGACCCGGCCCUCGUAAUGGCCAGGCAGCCGCUCACGCCUAGUGUUGUCUAGUUAUGUCAGGGAGAUUAAUUCACUCUACUGCAGUGCAGUGUGGUAAAGGUAGUUAUGUCAGAGGUAAAGUCACUCUACUGCAGUGCAGUAGUUUUACUGUUUUAAGUGCACUGUAUGACCGCCGCCUGGCUGAAACAUGCCAGCAGCCGAUCUGCUUUGAUGCCCGGAAUGCAGAUUAGCAAGCCUAGACACUUUAAAGAUGUCAAUCUUGUUACCUUGUUUUUUUUACUUUUUUUUAAUGUUAAAUGAUUUUUUUUUUUAUUCAACUAUGAGCUGUACAUUCAUAUGAACAACUUUCUGGGGUAAUGCUAUUUGAAGUCCUCAACAAGAAAUAAAACUAAUUUUCAGAAAUCAAAAA